AUGGCCUUCCUUGGGGAUGAAAUUCGUACCGGGACCUACCGAUCGCUAUUCCAUCCAGAGCAACUCAUUACUGGCAAGGAAGACGCCGCUAACAACUACGCUCGAGGACACUACACCAUCGGAAAGGAGAUCAUCGACCUCACCUUGGAUCGUAUCCGCCGCCUCGCUGACAACUGCACUGGACUACAGGUUGGUUUGAAAAAUGUUUCUUACCUAGUGAAAUGUGUUUGA
This is a messenger RNA of Cooperia oncophora, 231 nucleotides long. Lineage: Eukaryota; Metazoa; Nematoda; Chromadorea; Rhabditida; Trichostrongylidae. The record is from the annotation of a GenBank genome assembly.